ACCGGAAGAAGAAGCGGACGGAAAGAUGGCGGCUGCAGCUGUGAGGAGUAUCGGCUCCAGUCUCGGUAAAAACCUCCGGGAGAUUCGGGUCCACCUCUGCCAGAGCUCCGCGGCCAGCCAGGGGGCCAGGGAGUUUGUGGAGCAGCACUAUGUGACGUUGAAGAAGUCGAACCCGGACUUCCCGAUCCGGAUCAGAGAGUGUUCAGGAGUCCAGGCCCGACUCUGGGCCAGAUAUGAUUUCGGUAAAGAGAGGAGCGUCUCUGUGGACAACAUGUCAGCUGAUCACCUGGCCCCCCCCCCCGCUGCAGUGGUCCAGUCCAAACCCUGAAGUUUGACCUCUGACCUCUGACCCUUGUGUGUAAAUGUGUUGAUAUAAAUAAACCUGAAAA
This is a messenger RNA of Plectropomus leopardus (leopard coralgrouper), 389 nucleotides long. RefSeq names its product NADH:ubiquinone oxidoreductase subunit A2 (gene ndufa2). NCBI's taxonomy places the organism in Eukaryota, Metazoa, Chordata, Actinopteri, Perciformes, Serranidae. Gene Ontology annotation, cellular component: respiratory chain complex I. The record is from RefSeq and is a predicted model, not a curated record.